Molecule: messenger RNA, 1401 nt
Organism: Panthera uncia (snow leopard)
Lineage: Eukaryota; Metazoa; Chordata; Mammalia; Carnivora; Felidae
Gene: HOXB4
Product: homeobox B4
Exons: 2
Coding region: 342-1088 (248 amino acids)
Biological process (GO): anterior/posterior pattern specification; regulation of transcription by RNA polymerase II; embryonic skeletal system morphogenesis
Cellular component (GO): nucleus
Molecular function (GO): RNA polymerase II cis-regulatory region sequence-specific DNA binding; DNA-binding transcription factor activity, RNA polymerase II-specific
Source: RefSeq, a predicted model, not a curated record
CCCUCUCUCUCUCCUUCUCUGUCUCUCUCUCCCUCUGAUCCCGGAGAGAGCCUGGCGAGGAGGCGGUCGCCCCGCAGGAGCCCUAUGUAAAUCCUGGUGUUGGGGGGGGGGGGGGGGGGAAAGAGAAGAAGGGGAAAUAAACCUCUUUGGCUGGAGUAGGGUCCGGGUGAGCAGAUUUCCUUAUCCGGGAAUCGCAGGCGGGGCGGCCAUUGGCUCCGGGGAUCACGUGGGCCCCUAACUUUGUUCACUUGACAGUAAGUAGGAGGGCUUUCGGAAACAGGAAAACGAGUCAGGGGUCGGAAUAAAUUUUAGUAUAUUUUGUGGGCAAUUCCCAGAAAUUAAUGGCUAUGAGUUCUUUUUUGAUCAACUCAAACUAUGUCGACCCCAAGUUCCCUCCGUGCGAGGAAUAUUCACAGAGCGAUUACCUACCCAGCGAGCACUCGCCGGGGUACUACGCCGGCGGCCAGAGGCGAGAGAGCGGCUUCCAGCCGGAGGCGGGCUUCGGGCGGCGCGCGGCGUGCACCGUGCAGCGCUACGCGGCCUGCCGGGACCCCGGGCCCCCGCCGCCGCCGCCGCCGCCCCCGCCGCCGCCCGGGCUGUCCCCUCGGGCUCCUGCGCCGCCGCCUUCCGGGGCCCUCCUCCCGGAGCCCGGCCAGCGCUGCGAGGCGGUCAGCAGCAGCCCCCCGCCGCCUCCCUGCGCCCAGAACCCCCUGCACCCCAGCCCGUCCCACUCCGCGUGCAAAGAGCCCGUCGUCUACCCCUGGAUGCGCAAAGUUCACGUGAGCACGGUAAACCCCAAUUACGCCGGCGGGGAGCCCAAGCGCUCUCGGACAGCCUACACUCGCCAGCAGGUCUUGGAACUGGAGAAGGAAUUUCACUACAACCGCUACCUGACGCGGCGCCGGAGGGUGGAGAUCGCCCACGCGCUCUGUCUCUCCGAGCGCCAGAUCAAGAUCUGGUUCCAGAACCGGCGCAUGAAGUGGAAAAAAGACCACAAGUUGCCCAACACCAAGAUCCGCUCGGGUGGCACCGCAGGCGCAGCUGGAGGGCCCCCUGGCCGGCCCAACGGAGGCCCCCCCGCGCUCUAGUGCCCCCCGCGCGCGGGAGCCGCGAACCUCGGGGCGGGGGUGGGUUGUGAGCGCUGGGGGGGGGGGGAGCGGCAGGGGGAGAUGCGGGAGGGGACCCUGGGGCCUGGGUCCGCAAAAGCCUACCUGCCCUCCCCCUACUUUAUCUAUUACACGAAUAAACGCAGAGGAGGGGGAGGGGAAGCUUUAUUUAUAGAAAUGACAAUAGGGAGCCAGGCAAGGCCCCCCAGAAGCAAGGUUCAAGUCUCUUGCUUUCUUCCUUAAAAAAAAAAAAAAAAAAAAAAGAAGAAAAAGAAGAAGAAGGAAGAAAGAAAAA